AUGGUUGAUUAUGGACCAGACGUCAAAGUCAAGGCCGCUUUUCAUGAUCCUCUGGUUUUGAGGGCGGAGGGAAAUGUGCCCGAGGGUCAGUCGGCCAGAGGGCCUCCUCCCACCAAGGUCUUACAACUUCAUCCAACAAGAAACAGUAACUUAUUCACAUGGUAGACAACGGAAAGAUACCAUCCAAACGCCCCUAGGUCAUCCUGUACAAUCAACCGCCAGCCCAUACGGAACAUUCAACUCAGCCUCCCCAACUCUUCUCAUUCCAAUGCGGCCCAAACAAGAAGAACACAACCAACCCAAUCCAAAACGUCCAAACUCCACACCGAAUCCACAACGGCCUCUCUCCCUCCCUCCUCAUCCACUCAACACCAUCCUCCGACUCGACAUCCAAGCCAUGCUCAUCCGACUCCUCCGACGCAAGAUCGGACAUGGACCCGUUCCGAAGACUGAGCGGGACGUCGGUGUUGCGCAACAUCAUCAUCAUCGUCCCGUAGUGGUCCUCCUCGCCGUCAUAUCUCUCCACCGACGAAGACGAGGACUUGUCGUCGCUGCUGUCCUCUUUCAUGUCUGCGUAUUUCUGCAUCAGACGACGGAACGACGGGUCGAAAAGGGCGGGACGGGGCUUUUUGUCCUUGGCGGCGGUGGUACUGGUGACGGCUUCGACUUUCUUUUGGGUGAGAGGAGCUGCGGGUUCGUGGGGGUUAUAAUGGUUCUUGAGGAGAGCGGCGGGUAGACGCGUCGUCGUCGUCGUCGUCGUCGUCGCUUUUUCGGGUCGCCUGGGCAUCCAGUGGUACCAGUCCGGUGUGGAAUCGUCUGGGAUCUCUGGAUGGGGCAGACGUGCUGGUAUAUGACGGGAGUUAGGAGGGCGUCCUUUGAUUAUGGCGGUCAUUUUUCUUUUCUUUUCUUUUCUUUUUUUCUGCUCCUCCUUUCUGCCGCGGGUGAAAGAUUCUUGGUGAGAUAAAAGACUCAAGAGGGCCGGUCAAGCUUUGCGUUCGGUUCUUUCUUCUUUUAAAUGACGGAUUGAUGCCGUACAGUGAUGUGAAGUUCAAGAGGGAAAAGAAACGCAGAUGGAAGAGCAAG
This is a messenger RNA of Sodiomyces alkalinus F11, 1083 nucleotides long. RefSeq lists its product as hypothetical. The transcript has 2 exons. The coding region runs from base 74 to 736 and encodes 220 amino acids. NCBI's taxonomy places the organism in Eukaryota, Fungi, Ascomycota, Sordariomycetes, Glomerellales, Plectosphaerellaceae. The record is from RefSeq and is a predicted model, not a curated record.